AUGGCUACAAGUGGACUGUACAAGAUGGGUGACGGAAGCAGCUAUGCAACCAACUGCUUCCCUGCCAGGAGCAUCUUGGGCACGAGUAAAGAAGGUGACGUUUCUUUGAGGGCUGGGCACUGGCUGCUGGCACGUGGAGCACCCCGGAGGUCCUGGAAUAAGCAGGGAGUCCCUGGGGAGAUGCCCAAGCAGAGGAGGAAGCCCCAAAAUUUGGCCACUGCAGAAGAGGACAAGGUCCUAGAUGAGCCGUUUCUGAUGAAGCAUCACUGUUUGAAGAACCCUUCUGACUUGUGCUCUGCGAAUAUAAGCAACCAGAAUCUGGUCUCGGCUAAAGAAGAUGAUUUUGAGAAAUUUGACUGUGUCGCUUUUAUAAAUGCUGCAGAGAACCUGCUGACGUUAGAGGCGUUUCGGAAGUUUCCAGGACUGCGGGAGCUGGAACUUUCCUUGAAUGGACUAAGGAAUCUGAAAAUUACUGCUGGAGACUUCCUGCGUUUGGAAGAUCUGGACCUCUCCUACAAUAACUUGUCCCCUGAGGAUAUCUGGACAUUGGGAGAAUUGUCCCAACUCAAGGUCCUUCGCUUGACGGCCAACGGGCUUCGGUCGCUGCCUCCUGACCUGGCGGGCUCGUGGGACUCCGCUCACUUGAGGUUUCCAUCUCUUGAGGUCUUGCUGCUGGAUGACAACUGCCUGUCGGAGCCGGGCGUCUUUGUGACCCUCGCGGACCUCUCCAGUCUGAGGGAGCUGAAUCUGGACAGGAACGAGAUUUCCGCCGUCCCCUACCUGCAGCAAGCAGAGAGCACCCACUUCUUCCUGCACCCGGCGCUGGACGGCGACRGCUUCAGGGCAGAGUGGUACAAGGCCCUGAGCGGCCUCGGGCAGCGGCGGCACCGGGAUGCGGAGGGGCCAGCCGAGCGGCCCCAACACGGCAUGUCCCAAAGCACCGGGGGUCCCGAGUACGCAGAGGUCGUUUUGGAUUCUGGCUCUCAGGAACUCCUGGGGCCGGCUGUUCUCCAGGAGGGAUAUCCAGCCUYCUCGAAGGCUCUGCCCACUCCCACCACAGGCAGACACAUUUGUGCUCCCUUUCCAGAGCUGCAGCAUCUCAGCUUGGCCUUCAACAAGAUUGAAGAGGAGGCAGAUCUCCUACCUGUGGCUUUCUUCCCGUGCCUGAAGGAGCUGACSUUCCACGGAAACCCUCUCACCACCUCCAGGAGCGGGCAGCCUCCUCUGCUGACGAGGCUCCUGCAGGAAAAUUUGGGGAUUAAGCUUGUUCGCCAGAGGGUAGUCGUGGAGAGGCUGCACUUCACCAUUCCUCUCAAGGCCAGUCGCAAGGUCUCGUCCCGUCUCCCAAAGGUCACGAAGGCGCCGCUGAUGCUGGAAGCUCCUGCUGGGACCUUUCCAUGGAAAGCCGGGAGAGGAGCUGCGGCUCUGAGUCCAUCUAAGCCUCUGCCUCCCAUCGGAGCAUCCACGGAGCAGAGAGAAGGGUCUUGUGAAGAGCAAGAGGAGGCCGGGAAAGGCCCGGGGCAACCUGCUCCACCUCAGCCCCUUCUCCCGCACAGCUCCGCUCCGGCAGCGGGAAUGGGGAAAGCUCCUGCAGGUGCUGAGCAUGGCCAAGACAGGGAAGGGACCCCUGGGCCUCAUCCAGGUGGAGCCCAAGAGGCCGUUGGAUCCUUCUUCUUGACGCAGGUGGAGGAUGUGGCCAGGYCCCCGCUGCGCCCUGAGGCAGAGGACGGUCUGGAGAGGAAGAGGAGCGAGCAGAGGGAAGGAGGAASCUCCCCAGCUGUUCCCGAGCGCUACAGAGGCUACGAGGAGCUUCUUGGUGGAGACGUGGACCCGGAUUUCAUUGAGCCGGUUGGGAUACAGAGGAACGUCCAGGCGCUGACCCAGCUCCUGAAGCACCCGCGGGUUUAUCGGGACUCCGCGCCGCGGCUCCACAGCGGGCAGAAGCCCUACGUGCCUCGGAAAAAGUCUGGGAAGAUGCCGGGUCCUCCGCCCCGAAGGACRAAAGCAGAGGUGCUGGAAGGGCUCCUGAUGGCCAUGCGAAGCACCCCAGCCGUCACUGAGGUGCCCCUAGUGUCCGUUCUGCGAGGGAAAAAAUCCAACCCCAAAGCCUAUCGGGAGGCCCUGAGGCUACUGAGGGACUUCCAGGAGGAGGUGGCCAAGGGUCCUGUCCACGUGGAGGAGCGCGCCCCGGGUCAGACCAGCUCCGUGGAUGAGAUGCAGGUCAUGAAAGCCCUGCUGGUGGAGGCGGCUUCCACGCAGUGGAGCCCCAAACAGCUCCGACCACCGAGGGAAAAGGUGACCAAGAAGCUCCUCAAGGUGAAGUUUGCAGCGUAG
Nothoprocta perdicaria is the source of this 2334-nucleotide messenger RNA. RefSeq names its product X-ray radiation resistance associated 1 (gene XRRA1). The coding region runs from base 1 to 2334 and encodes 777 amino acids. The transcript has 17 exons. Gene Ontology annotation, molecular function: protein binding. The record is from RefSeq and is a predicted model, not a curated record. NCBI's taxonomy places the organism in Eukaryota, Metazoa, Chordata, Aves, Tinamiformes, Tinamidae. Gene Ontology annotation, cellular component: nucleus.